CCAAGAUGGCGGCGCCCAUGUCCUAGGAAAUAGUGCAUGUUCAAGAAUGGCGGUGGAUAUCAGGUUGCCGGUGGCCCGAAAACGUGUGACUGAGGCGGUGACAGCAGAUACCACCGGCCACCUAGUGGCCCCGGGGGACACCAUCACCGCAGACUCCAGCUUCAUGAGAGGUCAUGGAACCUACAUGGAAGAUGACAAGCUGUUGGCUUCAGUGGCUGGUGUGGUGGAGAGAGUCAACAAACUCAUCUGCGUCAGAGCUUUAAAGACACGGUAUAAUGGGGAAGUUGGCGAUAUUGUUGUUGGAAGAGUUACGGAGGUUCAGCAGAAGCGAUGGAAAGUGGAUACCAAUGCACGCCUGGACUCUGUGUUGCUGCUUUCAUCUGUGAACUUGCCCGGUGGGGAACUGAGGAGAAGGUCAGCAGAGGACGAGUUGGCAAUGAGGAGCUACCUGCAGGAAGGAGACUUGAUUAGUGCUGAGGUCCAGGCAGUGUACUCAGAUGGCGCACUUUCCUUGCACACUCGCAGCCUCAAGUAUGGCAAGCUUGGACAAGGCGUUCUGGUUAAAGUAUCCCCUUCGCUGGUAAAGAGAAGGAAGACUCACUUUCACACUCUUCCCUGUGGAGCCUCCAUCAUUCUGGGAAACAAUGGCUUCAUCUGGCUGUCCCCCACGCCAGAGGUGACCGAGGAAGAAGCGGGGGGAUUUGUCACCAAUCUGGAGCCUGUAUCAUUAUCUGAUCGUGAAGUGAUUUCACGGCUGAGAAAUUGCAUCCUGGCUCUAGCUGCUCAGAAGAUGUUAAUGUACGACACCAGUGUCCUGUACUGCUAUGAAGCAUCUCUAGCGCACCAGAUUAAAGAUCUCCUGAAGACAGAGGUUAUUGAAGAUAUAGUGAUGGAGACCAGGCAGCGUCUUGCGGAGCAGGAAGGAUAAUCCAGGUUUCUCAGAGUCUCUGCACCAGAACAAGCUGCUGG
Nanorana parkeri is the source of this 969-nucleotide messenger RNA. RefSeq names its product exosome component 2 (gene EXOSC2). NCBI's taxonomy places the organism in Eukaryota, Metazoa, Chordata, Amphibia, Anura, Dicroglossidae. The coding region runs from base 47 to 928 and encodes 293 amino acids. Gene Ontology annotation, cellular component: cytoplasmic exosome (RNase complex); nuclear exosome (RNase complex). The transcript is spliced from 9 exons. Gene Ontology annotation, molecular function: RNA binding. Gene Ontology annotation, biological process: exonucleolytic trimming to generate mature 3'-end of 5.8S rRNA from tricistronic rRNA transcript (SSU-rRNA, 5.8S rRNA, LSU-rRNA); U4 snRNA 3'-end processing; CUT catabolic process. The record is from RefSeq and is a predicted model, not a curated record.